This is a messenger RNA of Ananas comosus (pineapple), 1170 nucleotides long. RefSeq names its product nuclear transcription factor Y subunit C-6-like. The coding region runs from base 161 to 712 and encodes 183 amino acids. Gene Ontology annotation, biological process: regulation of DNA-templated transcription. The transcript is spliced from 2 exons. The record is from RefSeq and is a predicted model, not a curated record. Lineage: Eukaryota; Viridiplantae; Streptophyta; Magnoliopsida; Poales; Bromeliaceae. Gene Ontology annotation, cellular component: nucleus. Gene Ontology annotation, molecular function: DNA-binding transcription activator activity, RNA polymerase II-specific; DNA binding; protein heterodimerization activity.
CAAUCUCACGCGAUAUCCGAAACCCUAAACCUAGAAAUCCACCUUCGACAAGUUCGACCCUUUCUUUUUUUCCUCUUUUCUUUCCGCACAAAAAGAGAGAGAGAGAGAGAGAGAGAGAGAGAGAGAGAGGGGAAGAGGACCUCUGAAGAAACCCUAGGCGAUGGAUCAGAAGAGCCACGGGACCCCUCCUCCGGUGAUCGGCGUCGGAACACCGGUGGCCUACCCCGCGGCCGCCGCGGCCGCGCCCUACCAAGCGUACCACCACCUCUACCAGCAGCAGCAGCAGCAGCAGCAGCAGCAACAGCAGCAGCUGCAGCUCUUCUGGGCGGAUCAGUACCGCGAGAUCGAGCAGACCACCGAUUUCAAGAACCACAACCUCCCCCUCGCGCGCAUAAAGAAGAUCAUGAAGGCCGACGAGGACGUGCGCAUGAUCGCCGCCGAGGCGCCCGUCGUGUUCGCCCGCGCCUGCGAGAUGUUCAUCCUGGAGCUCACCCACCGCGGCUGGGCCCACGCCGAGGAGAACAAGCGCCGCACCCUGCAGAAGAGCGACAUCGCCGCCGCCAUCGCCCGGACCGACGUCUUCGACUUCCUCGUCGACAUCGUGCCCAGGGAGGAGGGUAAGGACGAUUCCAUCCCCCGGCCCAUCGGCGCCCCCGCCGCCGAUCCCCUCACCUACUACUACGUCCAGCAGCCCCCGCCCCCGCAAAUGUGAGUCCUCAUAUCACCUCCGCUGCGCCUGUCCAUGUCUCUGUUCGUUGCAUGUGAUGGUUAGCCCUUAAUUUGCGAUUAUUUUGGAUGGGGAUGGCUUUAUCGCUUUUGGCUGUGUGAUCUAUCUUGCAGUAUAAUUAUCCUACUAAUAUAUUUGCUUGCUGUGACUGUUGGGAUCAUAUUAUAUAUGUUUUAUUGAUUUCAUCUAAUGAGAGUUAAAAAAAAAUAAAAAAUAACUAGUUGUAAAUUAUGUAGGAUUUGGAUCUUUUGUUGGAUCUUUUGGUGGAUCAUGUGUCAUGCUCAUGUAUCGUGUUUGCAGUUUCUGUGUUUCUUGAUGUAAAUGGGUCUCGAACUUCCUUGUAGAAAUUUUGAUCGAGGAUUGCCUGUUAUUCGUCGCUCCUUUAUUCGUUGUUGUUAAGAAACAAGAGAAAUGAGAAUUGAGAAUGGGGAUUUUGUGAAUUA